Felis catus (domestic cat) is the source of this 6990-nucleotide messenger RNA. RefSeq names its product ArfGAP with coiled-coil, ankyrin repeat and PH domains 2 (gene ACAP2). Lineage: Eukaryota; Metazoa; Chordata; Mammalia; Carnivora; Felidae. The transcript has 25 exons. Gene Ontology annotation, molecular function: protein binding; GTPase activator activity. The coding region runs from base 331 to 2673 and encodes 780 amino acids. The record is from RefSeq and is a predicted model, not a curated record. Gene Ontology annotation, cellular component: endosome membrane; cytoplasm.
CAUUAUUUGAUGGACAUUUGGGUUGUUUCCAUUUUUUAGCUAAUAUGAAUAAUACUGCUAUGAACACUUUCAGUCUGUUCUUAAUUUUAUUCCGUCGUUAUUUUUCUUCUGGAGGCGUUCAUUAUCCUUCCAUAACACCUACUCUACAGAAUUCUUACUAUAUUAGUCUAACAAUUUAUAUUCUCUGUGUCAUAUCUGAGCUAUAAAGCCCUACAGGAGAAGUUACACAACUAUUUCGUGAAACCAACUGGUGGAGCUACACAUUCCUGGAAUUCUUGAUGCAAAGCAAAUUUUCCAAGACUCAUUCAGCUUGUGAAACUUUGUAUCGCAAUGAUUGAUACCGGAAAGGCCUUUUGUGUUGCAAAUAAACAAUUCAUGAAUGGGAUUCGAGACCUGGCACAAUAUUCUAGUAAUGAUGCUGUAGUUGAGACAAGUUUAACCAAGUUUUCUGACAGUCUUCAAGAAAUGAUAAAUUUUCACACAAUCCUAUUUGACCAAACUCAGAGAUCAAUUAAAGCACAGCUUCAGAACUUUGUUAAAGAAGAUCUUAGAAAAUUCAAAGAUGCCAAGAAGCAAUUUGAAAAAGUCAGUGAAGAAAAAGAAAAUGCAUUAGUAAAAAAUGCUCAAGUACAAAGAAACAAACAGCACGAAGUUGAGGAAGCCACAAACAUUUUGACAGCAACAAGGAAAUGUUUUCGACAUAUAGCCCUCGACUACGUACUUCAGAUUAAUGUCCUUCAAUCAAAACGAAGAUCAGAAAUCCUAAAAUCAAUGUUAUCUUUUAUGUAUGCCCAUUUGGCCUUCUUCCAUCAAGGAUAUGAUCUAUUCAGUGAACUUGGGCCCUACAUGAAGGAUCUUGGUGCACAGUUGGAUCGACUGGUUGUAGAUGCAGCAAAGGAGAAAAGAGAGAUGGAGCAAAAACAUUCCACCAUUCAACAAAAGGCUGCAUUACAGGAUUUCUCCAGUGAUGAUUCUAAGUUAGAAUAUAAUGUAGAUGCUGCAAAUGGCAUUGUUAUGGAAGGAUAUCUGUUCAAACGAGCCAGCAAUGCCUUCAAAACUUGGAACAGGAAAAAGCCCGAUCAUAUCAGACGCUGGUUUUCAAUACAGAACAAUCAGCUGGUAUACCAGAAAAAGUUUAAGGAUAACCCCACCGUGGUAGUGGAAGAUCUAAGGCUGUGCACAGUGAAACACUGUGAAGACAUAGAACGACGUUUCUGCUUUGAGGUAGUCUCUCCAACAAAAAGUUGUAUGCUUCAGGCAGAUUCUGAAAAACUGCGCCAGGCAUGGAUUAAGGCUGUUCAGACCAGUAUUGCUACUGCUUAUAGAGAGAAGGGUGAUGAAUCAGAGAAGCUGGAUAAGAAAUCAUCUCCAUCCACAGGAAGCCUGGAUUCUGGAAAUGAGUCAAAAGAUAAAUCGUUGAAAGGAGAAAGUGCACUGCAGCGAGUCCAGUGUAUCCCUGGCAAUGCCAGCUGUUGUGACUGUGGUCUGGCAGACCCACGGUGGGCCAGCAUCAACCUGGGCAUCACCCUGUGUAUCGAGUGUUCUGGGAUUCACCGGAGUCUUGGAGUUCAUUUUUCAAAAGUACGAUCUUUAACUUUAGAUACCUGGGAGCCUGAACUUUUGAAGCUUAUGUGUGAAUUGGGAAAUGAUGUUAUAAACCGAGUUUAUGAAGCUAAAGUGGAAAAAAUGGGAAUAAAGAAACCACAACCAGGACAAAGACAGGAGAAAGAGACAUAUAUCAAAGCAAAAUAUGUGGAGAGGAAAUUUGUGGAUAAAUAUUCUAUAUCAUCAUCACCUCCUGAGCAGGAAAAAAGGAUUGUCUCCAAAAGUUGCGAAGAAAAGAGGCUGAGCAUUUCUAAACUUGGGCCAGGUGACCAAGUCAGAGUACCACCCCCAAGUUCAGUGGUUGCUGUAAAUAGCGACGAGGCCAGGCGGGAGUCUCUGUUCUGUCCUGAUGAGCUAGAUUCACUCUUCUCCUACUUUGAUACUUCUUCAAAACUACGUAGUAUUAAAAGUAAUGAUAGUGGAAUCCAGCAGAUUUCUGAUGAUGGAAGAGAAUCUUUACCCUCGACAGUGUCUGCCAAUAGUUUAUAUGAGACUGAAGGAGAAAGGCAAGAUUCUUCUGUGUUUCUCGACUCUAAACAUCUUAAUCCGGGACUCCAGCUUUAUAGGGCUUCAUAUGAAAAAAAUCUUCCUAAAAUGGCCGAGGCUUUGGCUCAUGGUGCAGAUGUGAACUGGGCUAAUUCAGAGGAAAAUAAAGCAACACCACUUAUUCAGGCUGUAUUAGGGGGUUCUUUGGUGACAUGCGAGUUUCUUCUACAGAAUGGUGCUAAUGUGAACCAAAGAGAUGUGCAAGGGCGGGGCCCACUGCACCAUGCCACUGUCUUGGGGCACACAGGGCAGGUAUGUUUAUUCCUAAAACGAGGUGCCAAUCAACAUGCCACUGAUGAAGAAGGGAAGGACCCUUUGACUAUAGCUGUGGAAGCAGCCAAUGCUGAUAUAGUGACCUUGUUACGUUUAGCAAGAAUGAAUGAAGAGAUGCGGGAAUCAGAAGGACUUUAUGGACAGCCAGGUGAUGAAACCUACCAGGAUAUUUUUCGUGAUUUUUCCCAAAUGGCAUCCAAUAAUCCAGAGAAACUAAAUCGUUUCCAACAAGAUUCACAGAAAUUCUGAGUUUUUUUUAAAGAAGGGGAAAAGAUUAAAUUGAAUGAUCCCCUAAUGUACUAAUGUGUACGUCUGAAAACUCACAAAUUUUUACUGCCUUAAAUCUACUUAAUUUUAGUAGGUAUUGAGUGGUUUGGAAAAAAGGUACCCAUUCAUUGAUAUUUUUAUAAAUGAAAACAUAGAGUUCUAGUAGUUGGGAGAAGAACCUAAGGACCGCUUUUAUUUAAAAAAAAAAAAAAAGCCUGUUUAAAAGGCCAUUUUUUUUAUAGAUAAAGUUAAAUCUAGACAUAGGCCAUCUCUAGGUUACAAGAUGCUAAGGUUACACAAAAUUUCUGUUUUUUCCAAUGGUUGGUAGCAUUGGUUUUUGUUUUCCAUGCAUCGUGCCCAGGAUCAUUCAGUCAAGCAUGUCUGCAUCAAGUGGGAGCCAACUGUCCUGCCUGCCUGAAGAAUAUGUCUUGUCUUUAGCCUCCCUGAUGAUUUUUGGUGGUUCAUGUGUGGUUUUGGUAGCCUAGCUGUCAUACUCACAAUACGUAAUUUCAUUAUCAGAACUAGAGAAUAUGUUUCCCCCGUUUGCUAAAAGAAUUCUUACUUAAAGAAAUUGUAGUCCUUCAUUGUUCGGUUGAUUUCCUAAAACCUUGACAAAUUUAUUGAUGUAAUAAAACUAUGUUUCAAAGGUUACUUGAAUGUUGCAAAAUUAUGCUUUCAUCAAAUUGUAAUUUUUAAAGGAAAAGUUGAUUUAUAAAAUAAUGUAGAACAUUUUUAUAUUUGAAAUUUGUCCUUUUCAAGAUAGAUUUUUGCUGUUGCACUGAGUGAAAGAAAAAUCUCUGAAAAAGAAAAAACUCAUGUUUUUCUUAGGUUAUACUGAACUAUAUAAUGAUAGUUUUUAAUUUUUUUCAACAUCUAUCCUGUGUACUUUUAUACACAGUGUAUAUGAUUUUAAAUUAAUACCAUCUAUAUAUAGAUAUAGUGGUUGGCUUACAUGAAACAGAGACCCUUGGAUUCCGAAACCUUACAGAUCUACUAAUUUAUCAUGUAAAUGCUAUAAAUUCAUCUGAUUCCAUCUUUGAUUAACAUAUCUUGUCAGGAGUAUAAAAUAAGUAAUUUGCUUUAUGGUUUCUAAUAAUUGUCAACAGUUAAAUUUAAUCUUUUACAAGUUACAUGUAAGUAAUAUUAUUGAUACCCAAAUUCUAAAUAAGAAUUUUAAAAAUUUGGGUUAUCAACCAAGUAGAAAGAUUACAUUUAAUUUGGCAGAUAAUAAGUUUUCUAACAUUCUUCCCCCCAAUAACUAGAGUUUUAUAAGUUGAUUGAAUGUCAAAUGAGGAUUUGUUUAAAUAGGAAUUACACUGAAGUAAAUUCAUGUCACAGAAAAGUUUCCAUAUUUGUUUCCAAAUUGUGUGCAUAUAAUGCUUAUUUAGUAAUAAUCACAGUGUAUUAGAUAAGGAUAAAAUAUAUUUAUGAAAUAUUUCUAAGAAAAUACUAACUUCCACAGCCUGUAUUUUAAUUGCAACAAUAACAGGAACAUUAUGAAAUCUUCCCUGUUUCACCUCAUAGUCACAGGUCAUCUGGCUUUGCAAAAGUCUGGUUUGUAAACCUUUUUAUUAGAGUGUACUUUGAAAUUGUCCAAAAAGUUCAAGGAUAAGGAAAUAUGUUUAAAACAAACCAAAAGAAAAAGAGGGCCUCACCUUUCCUUUGUAGUGCCUAUUCCUGAAUAAUAAGUAAUAGUAUGUGAAAUUAUUCCUAAGCCUGGUAGAAUUAGAAUAUAGACUUCCUGUUUAAUCGUAGGGCUUCACUUCUGAAGCUCCUAACCUUUAUCUGGGAAGCCUGGACAGUUUGGCUUUUGGAUCCAGCCGUUGGGUGCUUCAGAUCACCUCCGGGAUCUCUCCUUGUGACGGCAGUUCCUUAUGACACUCUUAACUCCUGUGGCUUGAAUCAUGAGUUGUUAAUGUGGUAGUAAUUAGUGUCUACCUAAAUUUAAUGGUUAGAGAUGUAUUUGAAGGGUACUCACUUUAAAGACGAUCGUGGUUCUGAAUAUCUUCAGAGAAAGCUAAAUCUUUUAACAGUAUACUGAGCCUGGCAAUACGAAAAUACAUUCCUGUGGCUUGAUUUCUUGAACAUGCCAAGACUCAGUUUGGAUGAAAUUUGGCAGAAAUGAUGCAGUAAAUAUAGCAAGGCUUUAAAGUCAAUUACUAGUGUUACAUAGUCACAAAGUAGAUUGGCUCUUACCAAGGUGAAUUUAGCUGUGUCAACUAAUAGCUUUUAUAUAGUAUAUAACAAAUCUGAGUUUUAUUAUGCUGUGAAUUAUUCAAUGCAUUAUGAGAAAUUAUAGUGUAAACAAUGUUAAUCAUACUUUUGGGCUUCAUAAGUCAAUGUGCUUGCCCUUUGUUUUCUUUCCCUAACUGAUCUGCUUGUGUUAGUUUCUGAUUCCUAGUCAGUAUUCUAUUAGUUCAUUAUCAUUAGUGCACUAACUUAAAAGCUAGAUUAACAUCAAAAUAACAAUAGCAGUACUAACUACGAAGAGCUCAUAGAAUGCAGUCUCACACGCUAGAACUGGACUAAAGGUAAUUGAGUAGUUAUUUGCAGUGUUUCCUUGUAACACCUAUAUGUUUAAGAUUUCUAAGGUAUUUAAAAAUUACCUUUGUUACAAUCCUUAGAAAUACAGAAAUUUCCAGGGAUUCACUACAUUACAAUGUUUGCCUAAUUUAUACUGGUCUUCACUAUUGAUUUUAAUGAACUUUGAUGUUUACUUUCCAAAACAUAAUUUAAUUUGGAAUAUGUACUUUGGUUCUUCAUGAGUGCAUUUUGGAAAAAAAAAAAUUAUACCUUCGCAGGCUGGACAACUUCAGUUUGUGAUGUGUUAAGCAGUAUUUUAAAAAUAUAAUUCUACACAUGUAAAGUAUAGACAUGACAAUAAACCAAAUUGUAUUUAAGACUAAAUUUACUACCCAUUUUGGAUAAUAAGAGAUUCCCAUACCACUCUUAUAUUGCCAUAUUAACUUUUCUGUUUGAUAGCACUUUUGACCAUGGACAGGAGCAGGAAAAAGGAUAUAUUUUUAUAGAAUUAUUAUGUCCAGAAUGACUUCAGACCUGCAUGAUACAGUGCAAAGAGCACUGACUAGUAGUUACUCUCCUUUUUGGAUUCAGAGCUUCUCACAAAUAAAAUGAGUGGAUGAAACAUGGUAAAACUAUCACAGCACCCCUUUGUCUUCUCUUCUGCUCACAGUGUACUUUGAUACUACUCUGUCUCACCCGAUUCUUACACUAGGACUUCUGAAGAAUGCCGUCGUUUCUCUUCUUUGAUCCUGGGCUGCUCCUCUUGUUUUACAGAGGGCAGCCAUUGGUUUUCUCAUCGGUGGCACGGCUGACACCAGAACCCCUGUCUGACUACUAGUCAGAGGCACUUUACUUGUAUCAUGAAAUAAAUUGAAAUCAUUAUAAAGCUGCAAAAUCUGAUAAUGCCUGCCAGCUUUCCUUGUGUUUUGGUAACAAGGACUGCAAAUAUUCUGAAGAACCUGGAUAUAAAAUUAUCUUGAAGGAAUAGAUUAGGAUUUGAAGCCAUUAAAUUAUAGGAAAUAUUACAUUUUUGUAAUGACAAACAUUAAUAAAAGCAAAACACGGUAAGGUCAUUUUAAUUCACCAUAUACUUACCAAAGUCUUGAUGUUUCCAAAUGAAAGGUAACCUAGGGCUUGGAUUCAGUUUGGCUGAAUCCUAACAUCUAUAAAUAUGAUUCUGUGGACAUCUUUUUCCAUUUACAUACGUUUAUCCACUUAAAUAAGGAGAAGGAAGCAAGGUUUGAUUAAAUAAACUUUUCUCUGCAUCGGUCUUUUCACUGACUUGUGUUCUAGAUUUUCUUAUUUUUCCUCAACAACCCCCUGCCUUGGGUGUUAAUUUUAAACAGGGAAAGCUUGCUACAUUAUAAAUACUGCUGGCAACAUUUAUUUUACACAAAGGCCUAAAGGUUAACUUUUGGAAAUGAUGAGCUACCUUUCUAUAUGUGUUUACUUGUGCUUUGUGAUAUUUCUGGAUCAUUCCAGUCAUAAAGACUUAUUACAUGUAAUAUUUCUUGCUACCUGUGAAAAGGAAUAUUUUAAAGAAUGUAUAACCAACACUCCAUUUACUUUUUAUUAGUAUGUAGAGGAUUUGUAUCUAAUUCAUGAAUGUAGUUUUACUGUAGUUUGUCAUUGUAAAUGGAACAAAAGUACAUUAUCUUUAUAGUUAUUCUAAAAUGUACAUUAUGUAAGAAUUGUAAAUAUUAUACUUGAUUAAAUACUUUGUAUGCUGAAGAAUUAUGAUAAUAAGUCAAUAAAAAUCUCACCUCUGGCAUAGUU